Molecule: messenger RNA, 659 nt
Organism: Cariama cristata (Red-legged seriema)
Lineage: Eukaryota; Metazoa; Chordata; Aves; Cariamiformes; Cariamidae
Product: gamma-aminobutyric acid receptor subunit gamma-3-like
Exons: 4
Biological process (GO): synaptic transmission, GABAergic; signal transduction; regulation of postsynaptic membrane potential
Cellular component (GO): neuron projection; GABA-A receptor complex; postsynapse
Molecular function (GO): GABA-A receptor activity; transmitter-gated monoatomic ion channel activity involved in regulation of postsynaptic membrane potential; GABA-gated chloride ion channel activity
Source: RefSeq, a predicted model, not a curated record
GUGAUUAUGUAGUCAUGACUAUAUACUUCGACUUAAGUAGAAGAAUGGGAUACUUUACUAUUCAAACAUACAUUCCCUGUAUAUUAACAGUUGUUCUUUCAUGGGUAUCCUUUUGGAUUAAAAAAGAUGCCACACCAGCAAGAACAGCAUUAGGCAUUACCACAGUAUUGACCAUGACGACUUUGAGUACCAUUGCAAGAAAGUCAUUACCUCGUGUCUCCUAUGUCACCGCUAUGGAUUUGUUUGUGACUGUAUGCUUUCUGUUUGUCUUUGCUGCUCUGAUGGAGUAUGCAACCCUCAACUACUACUCAAGUUGCAGGAAACCAAACUGUACUAAGAAGAAAAAGUCGCUACCUGAUGUCAGUUUUGGUCAUGUGAUGAAUUAUUCUGUACUUGAUAUGAGACCACCAACUACAGUCAUCACAUUGAACAAUGCCAUGUAUUGGCAAGAAUUUGAAGAUGCGUGCGUCUAUGAAUGUCUGGAUGGGAAAGACUGCCAGAGCUUUUUCUGUUGUUAUGAAGAGUGUAAAUCAGGCUCAUGGAGGAGAGGACGGAUUCACAUAGACAUCUUAGAACUGGACUCUUACUCUAGGGUCUUUUUUCCUACAUCCUUCCUGCUGUUUAACCUGGUCUACUGGGUUGGAUACCUCUAUCUUUAA